Molecule: messenger RNA, 1132 nt
Organism: Toxotes jaculatrix (banded archerfish)
Lineage: Eukaryota; Metazoa; Chordata; Actinopteri; Toxotidae
Exons: 4
Coding region: 200-832 (210 amino acids)
Biological process (GO): sterol biosynthetic process
Cellular component (GO): endoplasmic reticulum
Molecular function (GO): sterol 24-C-methyltransferase activity
Source: RefSeq, a predicted model, not a curated record
GAACAGUGUAAACUGCAGAAAGUGGGUGAUUAAAAACUGUUAAGUUUAAAAAGUGAAUAAUACUAAAGAGCAGAGCGGCGCGUGCGCCGAUAAGACCGAAAUACCUCUCGGGGCUCCUCCUCCUCCUCCACUUACAGGAAGACUAAACUGACCUGCUGCGGUUAGGAGCACACGAAUAUCUGAGUACACGACCGACGUGAUGUGGGCUGAAAAAUUGGGGAAACAGCUGGGCCACCCAACACGAUCAGUAGUGGGGUGGCUGGUCAGCAAACUGCUCACAGUGCACAACCAGGUCCUUGAGGAGAAUGCUGUACAGCUGUGUGGAAUCCAGCCUGGGGACACAGUGCUGGAACUGGGUCAUGGCCCAGGUCUGGGUCUGCAGUCAGCGGCCAAACUGCUAACAGCGCCCACAGGCCACCUUAUAGGGGUGGAUUACUCAGAGUACAUGCAUCAGAUGGCAAGUGAGCAAGUGAAGGAACUCGUGGCAAGUGGGAAAGUGACACUGCACCACUGUGAUGUAGCAGCAAUGCCUCUAGCAGACAGCACUGUGGAUAAAGUCUUUCAUUGUAACUGCUACUACUUCUGGCCUGACCUCAGGAAGGGAGCUUCAGAGAUACACCGGGUAAUGAAACCAGGAGGCUUGAUGGUGACCACACUGAGGCUGUUCCGUGUGGCUACUUUGGCAGCAAAGAGAGCGAUACCAGGGGAGAACUGGCGCCCAGAGGCCUACAUGGCAGCUCUGAGAGACUCUGGCUUCACUGAUGUCAGAAUGGAGGACAAACAGCACAAAAACAUCACUUUUCAGGCUAUCUACGCCACUGCCUUAAAAUGAGAUGUGUGUACUCUACCUCACUGUGAGGUUUUAUAUGAUUACAUUGUUUUUCCAUGGCCGGUCCUUUUCAAGAUGGAAAGAUUGUGAUUUAUCAUGAUAAACAAAGCCAAAAUCAGAAGUGUAUCAUCUAACUACUUCACUCAAAAUUACACUAUAUUGUACUGUGUGGAGCUGCAUGAAAUAUUUUCUGAUGUCAGCAUAAAUUGUAAUAUGCCAAAUGUAUCUGUGCUGUAAAAAAAAACGUCUUUUCUGUCAUAUUUCUCCAGCGAUGAACAAUAAUUAAACUAAUAUUCAAAGCAA